AUGUUCGGUAUAGCAAACUUGUUAUUAGUUUCUGCAGGAGGUAUGUGGGCUUGGACAUCUCCAGUAAUCAGUAAGCUAAAAUCUAACAGUACCGAAGAAAAUCCUCUUGGUUCGCCAAUAACAACGAUGGAUAUAUCUUUGUUAGCUACUGUUCCCCAAAUUGCAACCUUUUUAUCAUUUAUCCCAAUGGCAAAACUGUCCCAAGCUUUUGGGAGAAAAAAACUUAUGCUGUAUGGAGCAGUAUGUUUAUUGGUUGCACAGAUUGUAAUUGCUUUUGCUAGGCAUAUUUAUGUGUACUACGUAUGCUUGUUGAUUGUAGGGUUGGGAUUGAGUGCAAUAUCCAUAAGUGUGCCUAUAUAUUGUGGAGAAGUAGCAGAUACUUCUAAUAGAGGAGUAAUAGGUUGUUUUGUAGGAUUAUCUGUAGUUUUUGGAAUGCUUUUAAUGUAUGUUUUCGGUUCUUUUUUAAGUAUAAAGAUGUUUACUUUGAUAUGUGCAUUUCCAAGUUUAAUUCAUAUUAUAAUUCACGUGUUUGUAAUCGAAUCACCUAUUUACUUAAUUUCUAAAGGUAAAAAAAUAGAAGCUAUAACAGCUCUUGAGAGUUUACGGCGUAACAAAAGUCAUCGAGAACUAGAAACAGAAUAUUUAUCGUUACAACAAACUGUUGAGUCAGAUUUAAACAAAAAGAAUCAUAGUAUUGUAGAUUUAUUUAAAGCACGUGCAGGGGUCAAAGCCUUUUUUAUAUCAAUUACUUUAUGCAUAGGUCAACAGGCGUCCGGUAUCUCAAUCAUUAUAGCGUACUUGGGUUUAAUAUUUAAUGAAACUGGUGCCAAUAUAUCUGGUGAUAACGUUGGAGUUAUAGUAGGAUCAGCACAAGUGCUAACUUACGCUGUAUCAGCAUAUGUCAUUGAAAAACUAGGACGAAGAUCUCUGUUAUUAUUUUCCUCACUUGGCUGUUCAGUAUUUAUGUUCGCAAUGGAAGCAUUUGGAGCUUUUAGCUGUAUGAUAGCUCACAGUGCAGUUUCUCUAUUGGCUUUCAUUGUUUUAUAUGUGUUACUACCAGAAACAAAAGGAAAAACUUUAAAUGAGAUUCAAGAAUUACUUAAUAAAUAG
Diabrotica balteata is the source of this 1110-nucleotide messenger RNA. The record is from the annotation of a GenBank genome assembly. NCBI's taxonomy places the organism in Eukaryota, Metazoa, Arthropoda, Insecta, Coleoptera, Chrysomelidae.